CCAUUUCAAACAUCAUCUUUGGCUAUCCUCUCAAGCAUUCAUUUCAUCUCAUUCUGUCUUUCAAGAUUUUUGAGUAAGACAAUGGCAAGCCAACAACAGUCAAGCAACCUGUCCAAGAGCGGCCAAAUAAGCCAAGAUGGCCCAUGUGAGCAGAACGCUUCUUAUACUCAGCAAGCCUCCAACUUCCUUCAACAGACUGGGGAGCAAGUGAAGAACAUGGCGCAGGGAGCAGCAGAAGCAGUGAAGAGCACUCUGGGGAUGAACAAUGAAAACGCAGACAACAGUGCCACCGCUAACAUCCCAAGCAACACCAGCAAACCCAGCAACCCCAGCAACCCCAGCAACCUCAGCAACCCCAGCAACCUCAGCAACCCAACCACCAGGAUUUGAAGAGUGUCUUUAACUAAUUUUGCCAUUGUAAUUGCUUCUAUUUUUUAAUUUUUAUUUAUUUAUUUAAAGGUUUGUAAUGGGCAUGGCUUUGUGCUCUGCUCUCUCUCCUUGUCUGUUGUGAGGAGCUUUGUCAUUGAGAAUCUGUUGUGAUCUCUCCUCUGGCAUUAAUUGAUUUUUUUUUUACUUUUAUCCCUUUCUAUGGACACAUCUGCAGAAAGGCCAAAUAUCAGGAUGGUUAUUGUUUGAAGUGGUAAUCAUGAGAUUGAUUUCA
Vitis riparia (riverbank grape) is the source of this 661-nucleotide messenger RNA. RefSeq names its product late embryogenesis abundant protein 2. The transcript is spliced from 3 exons. Bases 82 to 390 code for a protein of 102 amino acids. The record is from RefSeq and is a predicted model, not a curated record. Lineage: Eukaryota; Viridiplantae; Streptophyta; Magnoliopsida; Vitales; Vitaceae.